AUGAAGCCAGUGAGGGCUGUCACUCUUUGGUGGGUGCUACUGCUGGCGUCCAGGCUGGGGGCCACCAGGAAGGAAUCCCUAGAAGAGGCCUUCUACUAUGGAACCUUCCCACUUGGCUUCACCUGGGGCGUGGGCAGUUCCGCCUUCCAGACUGAGGGCGCCUGGGACCAGGACGGGAAAGGGCCCAGCAUCUGGGACACCUUCACGCACAGUAGGAAAGGGAAUGUGCUUGGGGAGGAGACUGCAGACGUGGCCUGUAACGGCUACUACAAGGUCCAGGAGGAUGUCGCUCUGCUGAGGGAGCUGCACGUCAGCCACUACCGGUUCUCCCUGUCCUGGCCCCGGCUCCUGCCCACGGGUGUGCGAGCUGACGGGGUGAACAAGAAGGGAAUCCAAUUCUACAGUGACUUCAUUGACGCCCUUCUGAACAGCAACAUCACCCCCAUCGUGACCCUGCACCACUGGGAUCUCCCACAGCUGCUCCAGGGCAACUAUGGCGGGUGGCAGAACGUGAGCGCGGCCAGCUACUUCAGUGACUACGCCAGCCUAUGCUUCGAGGCCUUUGGGGACCGGGUGAAGCACUGGGUCACUUUCAGUGACCCUCGGACAAUGGCAGAAAAAGGCUACGAGACGGGCCACCAUGCACCUGGACUGAAGCUCCACGGCACGGGCCUGUACCAGGCGGCACAUCACGUCAUUAAGGCCCAUGCCCAAGCCUGGCACUCCUACAACAACACAUGGCGCAGCAAGCAGCAAGGUCUGGUGGGGAUUUCAUUAAACUGUGACUGGGGGGAACCUGUGGACAUUACUAACCCCAAGGACAUAGAGGCUGCCGAGAGAUACCUACAGUUCUGCCUGGGCUGGUUUGCCAACCCCAUUUACGCCGGUGACUACCCACAAGUCAUGAAGGACCAUAUCGGAAGAAAGAGUGCAGAGCAAGGCCUGGAUAUGUCGAGGUUACCGGUGUUCUCACUCCAGGAAAAGAGCUACAUUAAAGGCACAUCUGAUUUCUUGGGAUUAGGUCAUUUUACGACUCGGUACAUCACAGAAAGGAACUACCCCGCUCGCCAGGGGCCCAGCUACCAGAACGAUCGUGACCUAGUUGAACUGGUUGACCCAAACUGGCCUGAUCUGGGGUCUAAAUGGCUACAUUCUGUGCCAUGGGGAUUUAGGAGGCUUCUCAACUUUGCUCAGACUCAAUACGGCAAUCCACCCAUAUAUGUGACAGAAAAUGGAGCAUCUCAAAAACUACACUGUACCCAAUUAUGUGAUGAGUGGAGAAUUCAAUACCUUAAAGGAUACACAAAUGAAAUGCUAAAAGCUAUCAAAGAUGGUGCUAAUAUAAAAGGGUAUACUUCCUGGUCUCUGUUGGAUAAGUUUGAAUGGGAGAGAGGAUACUCAGAUAGAUAUGGAUUCUACUAUGUCGAUUUCAACAAGAAAAAUAGGCCACGCUAUCCAAAGGCUUCAGUUGAAUACUACAAGAAGAUUAUCACUGCCAAUGGGUUUCCCAAUCCUCGAGAGGUGGAAAGUUGGUACCUCAAAGCCUUGGAAACUUGCUCUAUCAACAACCAGAUGCUUGCUGCAGAGCCUUUUCUAAGUUACAUGCAGAUCAUGACGGAGAUCAUGGUACCUACAGUCUGCACCCUCUGUAUACUAAUCGCUGCAGUUCUCCUGAUGCUUCUGCUGCGGAGCCUGAGCUGAGACAGGGUCAUCCAUUUUGUAGCUGCAUCUUUCACAGAGAACCUUUGGGAUCUUCUUCAGGAUCUUCCUCCUUUUUCUCCUUCGAAGGUUUACAUACAUCUGUUUUCAGGUUCUGUGAUAAUUACCUUCCCACCACCUCUCUCUCUCUCUCUUUUUGGCUUGAGCUGAUUGAAGAAUUAGAAAAUAAAAAUAAGCGUAAAUGAAAUAAAAAUCACCUGUAAUCU
Lipotes vexillifer (Yangtze River dolphin) is the source of this 1925-nucleotide messenger RNA. RefSeq names its product lactase like (gene LCTL). The record is from RefSeq and is a predicted model, not a curated record. Lineage: Eukaryota; Metazoa; Chordata; Mammalia; Artiodactyla; Lipotidae. The transcript is spliced from 13 exons. Gene Ontology annotation, biological process: carbohydrate metabolic process. Gene Ontology annotation, molecular function: hydrolase activity, hydrolyzing O-glycosyl compounds. Bases 1 to 1701 code for a protein of 566 amino acids.